Solea senegalensis (Senegalese sole) is the source of this 1643-nucleotide messenger RNA. RefSeq names its product RNA binding motif protein 17 (gene rbm17). The record is from RefSeq and is a predicted model, not a curated record. Gene Ontology annotation, biological process: mRNA cis splicing, via spliceosome; alternative mRNA splicing, via spliceosome. NCBI's taxonomy places the organism in Eukaryota, Metazoa, Chordata, Actinopteri, Pleuronectiformes, Soleidae. Gene Ontology annotation, molecular function: RNA binding. Gene Ontology annotation, cellular component: precatalytic spliceosome. The coding region runs from base 151 to 1413 and encodes 420 amino acids. The transcript has 13 exons.
CGUAACAUAACUGUCUCGCUUCAUUUUCCUCAGUUACACAUGAGUUACUGCUGUCGCAGCCGUAUUGUUAGACCUUUUUAUAUGUACACACUUAUUUAGUUAAUGUCCUCACAUUUCUGACAUCGGUUAUAGGGACACUGAAAGGAAACGAUGUCGCUAUACGAUGACCUUGGUGUGGCAGCCAAUGAUACCAAGACUGAGGGCUGGUCCAAGAACUUUAAGUUGCUUCAGUCCCAGUUGAAGGUGAAGAAGGCAGCUCUGACACAGGCCAAGACUCAGCGGACAAAGCAGUCCACUGUCCUGGCUCCUGUCAUUGAUCUAAAGAGAGGAGGCUCCAGUGAUGAACGACAGAUCAUAGACACUCCUCCACACGCUGCUGCUGGACUCAAGGACACUGUGCCCAGUGGUUUUUCCUCUGGAGAUGUCCUGAUCCCGUUGGCUGAUGAGUACGACCCAAUGUUCCCCAACGACUACGAGAAGGUGGUGAAGCGACAUCGAGAAGAACGGCAGAAGCAGAGGGAGCAGGAGCGUCAGAAAGAAAUCGAGGAGAGAGAAAAGAAAAGAAAAGACAGACACGAGGGUGGAGCUCCAAGUGGUUUCUCACGUUUCCCAACAACAGAGGAGGACUCUGAUGAAGAUGAGGAGUAUGAGAAAGAGCGCAGGAAAAGAAGUAUGGGAGGAGCAGCCAUCGCUCCUCCUUCAUCACUUGUGGACAGAGACGGCCCUGCUUCAUUCUCCUAUGAAGAUGAAGGUCGUCCACCCCGAGGCUCGAAGGCCGCCAUUCCUCCACCAAUGUAUGAAGACUUGGAAAGGCCACGUUCACCGCCUGGACCAACCAGCUCCUUCCUGGCCAACAUGGGAGGUACAGUGGCCCAUAAGAUCAUGCAGAAGUAUGGCUUCAAAGAAGGCCAGGGCCUGGGGAAACACGAGCAAGGCCUCAGCACGGCGCUGUCUGUGGAGAAGACCAGCAAGAGAGGAGGGAAGAUCAUCAUAGGUGAUGCUGCAGAAAAAGCAGGCUCCAGCUUGUCAGGUGUUGCUGAGACUUCAGGCGGAGGGUUUUCAGCUGACUCCAAGAAGUCGGAUGCAAACCCGCUAACUGAGAUCCUCAAAAACCCCACCAAAGUGGUCCUGCUUAGGAACAUGGUGGGCAGAGGAGAAGUGGAUGAAGACCUAGAGGGAGAGACGAAAGAAGAGUGCGAGAAAUACGGCAAGGUGGUCAAAUGUGUCAUAUUUGAGAUCGCAGAGGUUCUAGACGAUGAAGCCGUCAGGAUAUUUCUGGAGUUUGAGAGAGUGGAAUCAGCCAUCAAAGCUGUGGUGGAUCUGAACGGGCGUUAUUUUGGUGGGCGAGUCGUCAAGGCCUGCUUCUACAAUCUAGACAAGUUCCGAGUUUUGGAUCUCGGGGAACAGGUCUGAUGUCUCCCUUGGAAGCGAGACAAAGACCAACAGACACUAUGAAAGUGCUCCCCAACUUGUACAUAAACUUCUUUAUUUUUUAUUUCUUAUGAGCAGCAAUGAAGUGUUGUAGCAACAUGUUCACCUUGUAGAUUAUGCUUGUUUUUUCUCUCCCUGUGAAAUAACCUUUAUGUUGACAAAAUAAAAAAAAGGUCUCAACUGUUUUGAGGCUGUUAUUAGUCAGUGGACAA